Messenger RNA from Dicentrarchus labrax (European seabass), 4088 nucleotides. RefSeq names its product probable E3 ubiquitin-protein ligase MID2. Lineage: Eukaryota; Metazoa; Chordata; Actinopteri; Moronidae. The coding region runs from base 529 to 1884 and encodes 451 amino acids. The record is from RefSeq and is a predicted model, not a curated record. Gene Ontology annotation, molecular function: metal ion binding. The transcript has 5 exons.
CUACCACUGUCUCUCUCUCUCUCUUUUAUCUGCUCUCAGGCCAUUCUACCAAAUGCACCCACAAUAGUGAGCUGGGAGACAGAGAGGACAGCGCACCAGGAGGAUUUCUUGAUAUCUGUUCAACAGAGUUCUUUAUAUCCCGCAGUAUGCCUAUGUGCUUUUGGUCUGUUAGAGAAGAGAGAAUUUUGUCAUUUUUACCACAGUGGGACAUCUAUACCCACUAGAACCUCUUUGUGAUUUCAAGCAAAAGAUACCUCGACAAAAAGAUGCCUCCUCUGUGUAUCUUAUCUGGGAAAAUGGAUUAUUGAUGCUGCUUCUUUACUGACUGAGGCCUACCACUGAGGGUGAUAGCUGGAUAUACACAGUCAGGUAUUAUCUCUUCAUGCUGUUGGGCUUUAUUAUUACUUAUUUGUGAAGGGAAAUUUGAUUUUUAAGGACAUUUGUGGACUUGGCUGACUUUGUUCACAAAACAGGAAAUGAGAAUGUCAGAGAAGCAGUGGCAUUUAAAGAAUUAUGUAAUUGUCAGAAAUGUCAGUGAAGAUUUUUUAUCCUCAGAGAAGACACAGGGAGCAGAUGCUUUUGGAUGUGGAAACAGUGAAGUCUGACAGGGAGGAAGAUGAGGAGAAAGAAAGAGAUUGUUUGCAGCAGUUCUCCCACUGCCCAGCAUGCAACCAGGAGUAUGACGUUGUGCUGAUCCUGCCCUGCUCUCACACCAUGUGUGGUCACUGUGUGGCAGCCGGAGAGGGAAGAAGGUCAGGUCAGCCUCGUUACCGUAGUGUCGGCCAACCUGACUGCUCUGUGCUGUGCCCAGGCUGCAGACAUCCUGUGGAGCUGCCAUGCUGGAACUGGUCAUCUGCCACUUCCUGUCUCCCCAAACAUCCCACACUGAGUCAUGCAUGCAGUGGUGAGACAGGCACCACGAAGGGAGGGUCUGAAGUUAACCAUCACCGUGUGCAGGGGAACACAUACUGCCGGCAUGCAGGUGACAUGACAGCACAGAGCAGUUCACAUGGCUCCAGUGCUGCCAUUUCCUCAGUAGCCCCAGUGGAGGGCAUUGUAGAGCUGCGAGAGGAGGAGAUGGAGCAGUCUGUCUUUGGACUAUGUUUUUCUCUGGACUCGUCUACUGUCCCUCCAUCCCUCCAUCUUUCCAACUCCUCCCUCACCAUCACCUACCAUGGAGAGAGCCCUCCUGGCCCACCUCCAGACAACAAGGUCAGGAGAUCAAUGACUCCUGACCCCAGGGUUCUGCUGGCCCUCCCCCAGAUCUGCGCUGAUGUUGUCAUUGCACGAGGACAGUAUUACUGGGAGGUGGAUGUCUGUAACAGCUCUGUCUACAGGAUCGGUGUGAGCUCACUGGAUGGUUCUGGGGGCUGGUGGCUCCAAAGGCAGGGUUUGUCUUUUUGUGCAGUGUAUGAUGGGAGCCAGGAGCCGCUCUGCACUGUCCCACCUCAGAUCAAAACCCUUGGGGUCUUCCUUAACAUCGGUGGAGGCACCCUGAGCUUCUACAACCCUCUGACCCAGGAGCACAUAGCCACGCUUCCUACCCGCUUCCACUCUGCUGGAGUUCUCCCGGCUCUGGGCCUGGGCCAGGGCCGACUGAGGCUGCGCUGCGGCCUCCCCCCUCCUCCUCACGUGUUUCUUAGUAAAGACUCUGCAUACAGGGGGUCUUGUGGGGCUGGUGGAGGUCGGUGGCGCAGGGAGAUUCCCUUCCAGUCAGUGAGGAAAGUGAUACAGAAGUUUGAGGAGUUAGCUGUGUCAGACUCAGACUCAGGCCUGGUGUCCAGUUUUGGAUCAUCAUGCUCCACCUUAGUUUCCCUUCCAGAUCUGAGGAUUCCUGGAAUGUUUCCCUCUGGGCAAGCAGGACAGGAAACUGGGGCUGAAUAAGAACAGCUUCUGAAAGUCUUCAAUGGGAGCAGCAGCUCUUCUGAGUGGCUUGAUCUUUGGCUGUCAUUUGAAAGGCUAAUUUUUCAUCUUGAAGGACUUUUGGCUGCCUCUUUCCACUCUCUGCGUGACCCCGGACCUGCAAUUGACUCUCUCCCCAGGACACGGCCCUUUCUCUCAACCAAACAACCCCCACUGGUUUGGGAUCGGGCCAGAAAGAGUCCUCUGUAAUGUGAAGUGUGAGGAAAGGGUGGGCUUUUAGCAGCGGGACUCCUUGAUUUGUCUAUGUGGGACAGUUGUCAGACAGUAGGGGUCCUACAGUAGUAGUGCGCAUGUUCCUAUAUGUGUGUAUGUGGGCACAAGCACUACUCUGAGUAUGUGUGUGUGUGUGUGUGUGUGUGUGUGUGAGAGAGAGAGAGAGAGAGAGAGAGAGAGAGAGCAAGAGGGAACAUUGUACAAGUGACAGGGGGUGAUGACAAGGUGUGAGUACAGUCACACCAGCGGUGUUGACUCAGAGCGGCGAGGACAGGUGGUAACAUGCGUUUAUCCCGCGGCCUGCCUUCGAUAGGACAGUAGGCCUGCCCUUUUCUGACCCUUUGAAAACCACAGGACUCCCAUGGACUUCAAAAGGCGCGACAGAGAGCGGGAGAACAGAGAGGGAGAAAGAGAAAACAGCAUGCAUGAAUUAAAGACAGCAGGUGAUGACCUGGUAAAAAAGAAAUGAGCUGAGAGAAGGAUUCCCAACUGCUUUCAUGCCUAGAAGCUCUGAAUAGAUCAACCGGCUCAGGCCACACCAUCUGAGAACUUGUUUUAAGGUAGAACUGAGCUGCAGAAGCCAGUAGUUUACACUAGAAGUGGUGAGAUUACAGGGUAGUGAUAGAGCGGCAUUAGUUGUCUUGGCACACUGAGUGAUGAAAGUUUUUCAGUCAAGCACAUGUCAUUUUAUCGGUCCAAAGUUGAAUACAAAUGUGUGUUUUAAUGCCUCUGUUUGCUGAGGGUUUUCUCUGCAACUAAGACCUUCUCUUGUGUCUCCUCUUCAUUGGCUUUUAGCUCCACACCCCUGGUUUUGCAUGUUAGGCACAGAUUCAGUUUGAGCGAUUCUGGCAAAGGAAAUCCUGAAAGUAUAAACUUUUCCUCAUUUUCUCCUCAAUCCCUACGGCUCCAAGCCCCAUUUGAAGAACCACUGGUGCCGAGGACUAUUUAUACUUGGCAUGGCCGAUGUUCAUAUAGUCUCCCUGUUGUGACCACUUGACUUAUGAUUAAGUAAUCCCGGCCCUAUUGAAGAAUCCCCUCCUGCCCCACCUUCUCCUUUCCUGUCUGUCUUUCAAUGACUGUGUUUGCCUUUUUGGAAGGUGUAAUCUCCAAGUAUUUAGUCAGACCACCCAAACUGUAAAUCUCAUUGUAAGAAUCAGAAAAAAUCCUAGCAAUUAAAACAAGCAUCAGUCAGAAGCAGCACUGCAGGGGCACUUUUGAGGACGGGUUGCAGUGGAGUUAGGCCAAUUUUCCAUUGAGCAUCAUUCAUUUCAUGCAUGCACGAAAUCAGUUAAGCAGCGGGUCAGACUCAGUAAUAAGCGAUGAGUCAAAGAGAGGCUUGUUAGACUGUCGCCUCUCAGACCACUCAUCAGGAUGACUGUGUGUUGAUGUUUAACAGUCGAGGUAUUUACCGCGCGAGUAAAAAAUGCGUGUGCCGUGACCGCUGUUGGCGCAGCUCUCUCUGCAGAUCUAUUACCAAUAAAGUGUGUGGAAGCAAUUUGACUCUUGUAAACAGAAAUGAGAGAGGCGUGAUGCAGAUUUCAAAGGGCCGGGAGGAGAGAGAGGGGGAGUUUGCCAGGAAGGAUGGAUAAGAGUUGAAACGCUCUGUGCCAUGUGUGCGUAUUUGGCAGUCUCUACUGUAUGUAGUCUGGCUUUCUGUACAUGAACUGUAUAGCAAGGUGCAGUGGUGGAAUUUAACUCUUUAUUUAAGUUUGAAAGUUUCCAUGUUAUGCUUCUUCAAGAUAUUUAUUCAUAUCUGGCACUGCACUGUAUUUUUUUAUUCUCCAGUCUAAUUUGUUUAUUUGUUAUAUUUUCUUAUUUUUCUCUUCUAUGUGUCUGUAUAUUGUCGUUUGUCUCUUUUAUGUUUUGUCUUAGUGCCUUUAUAUGUCUUCGAGCACUUUGAAUUGCCUUGUGUUUUAAAAAGGUCCAAUAAAUAAUGUCGCCUUGUCUGUAUA